GUGUCCCGCUACGCCUGACAAGACGACCUGCGAGAUGGGCACGUACGUGGCACUCGCGUUCCUUCUUUUGACGACGGCGCUGCUAAGCCGUAACGGCGCACUGUCGCAGUCGCCCUCCCUGACGGAGUUCGCCGCCUUCUGCAACGAGAUCGGCAACUCAGGCGGUGCUCCCAACCCCUUCCUAGAGGUGCUUUGCCGCCAGGUGGCCGAGAGGACAGCCACGCAGCCGCCUCCCACCGCCACCACACCCUGGAAUGGGGCGGAGGCACUCAACGCGUCGGGAGAAGCACCUGCCAUCAACACUGACCUGGCAACGCCUCUGAUUACACAACAAGAUGAGCAACAGGCAGUAAAACAAGCAAACGACGGUGGCGUAAUUCCUCAAGAAACAAAUCACACUUCGGAGUUCCAGUCACUUAGGAAUGAAACUCUCAACGUGUCCAAUGCGCUCCCUGGUGGAGAGCAAUCAGUAAUCGCUCUUAACAACACAUUUCCACAAGAGCAAGUAGAUCUUGAAGUAAGCGGUGGUUCAGAUUUUAGCUGGAAUGUAGGUGUACCGACAGCGACGACAGGCGAGAAAAACAAUGGAUCUCUUGUAGAACCCCAGAACAAACUCCUUCAUAUAAAACCGCAUAACACAACUAGCAAUAGAUCUGUUGUAGAGCCACAGAACAAACUGCUUCAUAUAGAGCCACAUAACGUGACUACCUUCUAUGUGGGUGUAGGAGAGCAGAGUGAACUCGUUGGCGAUGGUGGCCAUAAUGGACGUAACAGUACUCGAUCUCUCCAGGCACCAGUCACAAAUUUGAAGACAGUGAAACGAGGAGAUCAAAUGCCAGUGCCAGGAAAUAAAAGUAGUGAUUCACCUGCAGUUCGAGAAAGUCCUACAAACCAGACCUUUAAUAAUGCAGAAACCCAUGACCAGUUUCCACAAGUCGAGCGACAGCAAUCGCUAGAUGAGGGAGGACUAUUUAUUCAGCAAUCUGGCAUCCAGAAUUCUAGUGAAACGCCGAGCAUGCAUCAGUCACCUGAUACUACCCAUGUACUGGAGAAAGAACAGAAGGACGUACCAGACGACAGAAGUAAUGGUACAGAAGAGUCGAUAAGUGAAGCGCAACUGCAUGUGGAACAGCUAUCAACUAGUGUAACAUCAGAAACCGAAGCGCCUAUUACUACAGAAGUAGCGACAGAUGGCUUAUACAUAUCUUCUUCAGGAAGUAACAUAAAUAGAGUGGAAACUGAAGGUGCAGGACAUGGAAGCAAUGCUAGUGUGUCUUCUGCACAGUCUGAAAUCCAAGUAGGACAGGUUAGUAACUCCACAUUCAUAGCAUCAGACGUGGGACCGGAAACUGGAAUAAUUAAGGAAGCGCAAAGUAGCAUCGACGCUUUCUCUGAGGUUCAGAAUCUGAAUUCGCAAAAUAUACCAACUCAAGAAUUUGGCACAACGCAAUCUACGAAUGGGGAUUCAGCUACUGAAAAUGAACAGUCGUUAGUCUCAGAGCAAGUAACAAGCGGAGGACAAUCAUCAAUUCAUCAGACUGCAGAAGGUGUUCUACAAGAUUCACCAGCUAAGGAUACGCAGCCAGAUCAGGGAGAAGGAAUAUUUACAUCAAAAACAGAGCCUACAGUGGAUCUAGUAGAAGCGACAACUGAAUCGACCGUCUUCAGCACAGAAAGUACAGUUGCCCUCACACAAAACCCAGCACAUAUUAAUGGUGAGGAGUCAAAAGUGCAGCCACCAGUUAUACUGGAAGAAAAUUUGGGAAAUUCUAAUUCAACUGCAGAGCAGCCUACUAGUGGAGGAAUGAGUUCAACAAUAGCAUCAAAUAACUCGUCAUCAGGGCAGGAUCCCUUGAGAAACAACCAAAACGAAGCAAAUGGUGGCCAAAAGACGUCAGUUACAGAAACAGAGGGAAAUUCUGAUAACAGAUCAGAAAAUCAGACUGUGGACUUCUCAUCACAAACAUUACCAAGUAAUUCUGAAGUAUCAGAUUCUACAGGCUCGAAAGGUACCAAAUUACCAGAAGGAGUCAGCAGCUCCAACCAGAGUGCUAAGUCUACCCCACAGCUUGGGUUGUCAGGUGGAUCCACUAGCCAGUUCCCAGAUGGGGUGUCCUCUUCCGAAGGAAAUUCAGUUGCUUCUGCAUCACUACCGCCUAAUCCUGCUGGAUCCUUCAGCCAAUUCCCAGUUGGAGUGUCACCUUCUGAAGGAAAUUCCCUUGCUUCCAGAUCACUUCCAUCUAACUCUGCUGGACCCACCAGUCAGGCCCCAGUUGGAGAGCCAUCUUCUGAAGGAAAUUCAGUUGUUUCUGCUUCACUACCACUCAAUCCUGCAGGACCCACCAGCCAGUCCCCAGUUGAGUUGUCAUCUUCUGAAGGGAAUUCAAUUGCUUCGGCGUCAUUUCCAUCUAAACCUGCUGGAUCCACCAGUCAGCCCACGCUUGGAGUGUCGUCUUCUGAUGGGAAUGCAGUCGGUUAUACAUCACUUCUGCCUAAUCCUGGAUCAACAAGCCAGCCCCCCACCGGACUGUCAUCUUCGGAGGGGAAUUCAGUUGCUUCCACAUCGCUCCCAACUACCCCUGAAGGGGACUUUGUGGGAGAUUCUAUCCUCGUCAUGAAAGAGAUGUCGACCAAGUUUCUGGAAGGUUUGGCAGAAGUCCACUGCCGCCAGGUGGUGAACGACUUCUGGAAGAACGUAACCGAAGUCUUCAGAAGAGUGUCCGCUUCUCAUAAGCCGACAGUGUGGGAUAUGACGUCGAGCGUGAGGGAGGUCCUGGAAUCGUACCGCAGAGAGAGCCCCUACUGGGAGACGAUCGCCGCCAAGCUGGAGGAGGCGACCUCGGAUCGCCAGUGGCGGCAGCUGCUGGGCUCUUUGGCGGGGCAGCUGCGCGGCGACGUCGCGUCGCAGCUGCGGCUGGUGCUGGCGUCGCGGCAGCUGCGCGCGGCGGUGCGCGCCGCGCUCACCAGCCCGGAGUGCCGCGCGGCGGGCGCGCAGCCAUCGGCCGACAGCUGCGACCAGUUCGUGCUGUGCUACCGCACCGGAUGGCAGUGGCGCGCGCUCAAGCUAAGCUGUCCCCGGGGCAGCGCCUUCAGUCGCAGCGAGCGCCGCUGCGUGUGGCGGCCUCUCGCCGACUGCAGGCCCGACCCGCUCAUUCGUCACUGGUUCGACGACGACGGCGACUCCGACUCCGACUCCGACUCCGAUACCGACUCCGAUUCCGAUUCCGGUAGCUCUGAGGACAGAAGAUGGUCGCUGUUCCGAAUGUUUGACUUCCGCCACUGA
Molecule: messenger RNA, 3283 nt
Organism: Schistocerca nitens (vagrant locust)
Lineage: Eukaryota; Metazoa; Arthropoda; Insecta; Orthoptera; Acrididae
Product: mucin-5AC-like
Exons: 2
Coding region: 35-3283 (1082 amino acids)
Cellular component (GO): extracellular region
Molecular function (GO): chitin binding
Source: RefSeq, a predicted model, not a curated record